AUGAACAAUGAAGUUCCAAAGGUAUGGAAUAAAGUUGGAUAUUUGUCAUUAAAAGAUGUGGCAUCAUGGAUUAGAGACUUAAAAGAAAGAGUUAAGUUCAUGUCAGAAUGGCUUGUUACAGGAGGACCUAAUUGUUUCUGGAUAUCAGGGUUCUUUUAUCCAUAAGGAUUUUUAACUGGUGUUCUCUAAACACAUGCUCGUAAGACAACCAUAGCUAUUGACAACCUUGUUUUCUCAUUUAAAGUAUAAGAAUUUGAGAAGGAAUAAUGUUCAAUCAAACCAGUUGAUGGUGUAUUUAUAUAUGGUCUAUUCUUGGAAGGAGCUCAAUGGAAGAAGAAAUGUCUGGCUGAUCUUAACUUUGGUCAAAUGAAUAUGUUGAUGCCAGUUAUCCACUUCUUACCUUUACAAUAGGACAAAUAUUAAUCGAGAUCUGAUAAUUAUAGUUGUCCUGUUUACAAAACAUAAACUAGAGCUGGUGUGUUAUCCACUACAGGACAAAGUACAAAUUACGUUUUGGCUGUGGAUUUACCAACUUUAGAUUAACCUCCUGAUUAUUGGACAUUAAGAGGAACAGCACUUAUUUGUGCACUUAAAGAAUGA
This is a messenger RNA of Paramecium tetraurelia, 600 nucleotides long. RefSeq lists its product as uncharacterized. Gene Ontology annotation, cellular component: dynein complex. Gene Ontology annotation, biological process: microtubule-based movement. Gene Ontology annotation, molecular function: dynein light intermediate chain binding; dynein intermediate chain binding; minus-end-directed microtubule motor activity. The record is from RefSeq and is a predicted model, not a curated record. The transcript is spliced from 4 exons. NCBI's taxonomy places the organism in Eukaryota, Ciliophora, Oligohymenophorea, Peniculida, Parameciidae.